GCAGUGCUGCCUGGGGGCCGACAUCACCAUCAGAGGAGCUUCGGGGGAAAGAGAGGGUGUCUGCAGGGGCUUCUCAGCAUAGGACUCCAGGGGUGGACCAGGUCUGCAAGGGCCACUCCAGAUCUGACGUUUGAUGAUAUAAGCUCCAUGGCUGCCUGCCUCCUCCUCCUGGGCACUCUCCUCCUGCUGCUGCCCCUACCCGCCCCGGCCCCCUGCUACACGGCCACACGCUCUGAGUGCCGGCGCAUCCAGCAGUCCGUGCCCGGCGCAGGGUUGGCCGGGGAGGGCAUGGAUGUGACCAGCCUCCGCCGCUCGGGCUCCUUCCCGGUGAACACCCAGAGCUUCCGGCGGCCUGACGGCUCCUGCACCCUCUGUGAAAACACCCUUCAGGAGGGCGCCCUCCAGCGCCUGCCCCUGGCACUCACCGACUGGCGCGCCCAGGGCUCCAGCUGCCAGCGCCACGUGGCCAAGGCCAAGGUCAGUUCCACUGAGGGCAUGGCCCAAGCCGCGGCCAACAGCAUCAGCAACGACUGGAGUAUCGGGCUGGACGUGACCCCCAAGCCGGGCAGCAAUGUACAGGUGUCCGUGGCUGGCUCACACUCCCAGGCGGCCGACUUUGCGGCCCAGAAGACGCACCAGGACCAGUACAGCUUCAGCUCCGACUCGGUGGAAUGUCACUUUUACAGUUUUCGCCUGGUGCACAGUCCCCCGCUGCACCCUGAUUUCAGGAAAGCCCUCAGGGCCCUGCCCCCCCACUUCAACACCUCCACCAAGCCUGACUACCUCAGGCUCAUCUCCAACUUCGGCACCCACUUCAUCCGGGCUGUGAAGCUGGGGGGCCGGGCGUGGACCAUCACCGCCCUGCGCACCUGCCAGCUGGCCCUGGAAGGGCUCACGGCCGACGAAGUGGGCGACUGCCUGGCCGUUGAGGCCGCGGUCAACAUAGGUGGUCACGCCAGCUCCUCUGCAAAAUUCAAGGAAUGUGAGGAAAAGAAGCAGAAGCACAAGAUGGCGGCCUCCUUCCACCAGGCCUACCGGGAACGCCAUUCUGAAGUGGUGGGCGGCCACCACACCGCCAUGCACGACCUGCUGUUUGGGGGCCAGGCCGGGCCCCAGCAGUUCUUGGCCUGGAUGACCUCGCUGCAGGACAGCCCCGGCCUGGUGGGCUACAGCCUGGAGCCCCUGCACGUGCUCCUGGAGGGCCAGGACCCGCGGCGGGAGGCGCUGAGGCGGGCCGUCAGCAGCUACGUGACCGACAGGGCCCGCUGGAGAGACUGCAGCCGGCCCUGCCCCCCGGGCCAGCAGAAGAGCCCCAAGGACCCCUGCCAGUGCGUGUGCCACGGCUCAGCGGUCACCAACCAGGACUGCUGUCCACGGAGGAAGGGCCUGGCCCAGCUGGAGGUGACCAUCAUGCAAGCUUGGAAUCUGUGGGGAGACGGGAUCACUGCCACAGACGCCUACGUGAAGGUCUUCUUUGGCAGCCAGGAGCUGCGGACGGGCAUCGUGUGGAAUGACGACAACCCCAGGUGGAUGACGCGGCUGGAUUUUGGGAACGUGCUCCUGGCCACGCAGGGGCCCCUGAGGGUGCAGGUCUGGGACGCGGACUCUGGCUGGGACGAUGACCUGCUCGGCACCUGUGACCAGGCCCCAAGGUCCGGCACCCAUGAGGUGAACUGCAACCUGAACCACGGCCACCUGAGAUUCCGCUACCAUGCCAGGUGCCUGCCCCACCUGGAUGGGGAGACCUGCCUGGAGUACGCCCCCCGAGCGCUUCUGGGGGCACCUCCAGGGAACAGGAGUGGGGCAGUGUGGUGAGGACAGUCUUGGGGAUCCUGUGCACUGAGCUUGAAGGGAUUGUCACACAUGGAGCAGGGCCUGUAUUCAUAUAUUUGUAUCCCCAUUUGACAUGGAUAACUGAGGCUCAGAGGUUUUUUUUGUUUUUUUUAGUUGGGAUGGCUGAAUUUACAAUCCAGCCCUGAGUCUUCCUAUCCAAACUGUCUUAGGUCUCCAAUAUUGCUGAGCUCUGGAAAUGAGCUGGGGCUGGACCAUGUCCUGUGGUCACUGCUAUACGGGCCCUCAGCUUCGGCCAGGAGCCAGGCAGAAGGCCAGGAUGCAGUCCCACCAGCCUGCUUGGCAUUUGUCUUUUAAGAUCUGUCUAUUGCAGCCCUUUCUGGCCUGGUAAAUUCUUCAUCAUAUUUAGACCAAACCCUUCUGCCCCAGCUGCUCUGACCUCUGUCUUCUGUGCCGACUCCACUUUCCCUCACAGACAAAUCAAGGGCUGUCUUGACUUGUCUCACUAUGUCCACAGCCCCACAGAGGGUCAAUAAAUAUGACACGAUGGUGA
Molecule: messenger RNA, 2344 nt
Organism: Choloepus didactylus (southern two-toed sloth)
Lineage: Eukaryota; Metazoa; Chordata; Mammalia; Pilosa; Megalonychidae
Gene: PRF1
Product: perforin 1
Exons: 4
Coding region: 148-1815 (555 amino acids)
Biological process (GO): leukocyte mediated cytotoxicity
Molecular function (GO): pore-forming activity; calcium ion binding
Source: RefSeq, a predicted model, not a curated record